This is a messenger RNA of Neocloeon triangulifer, 1417 nucleotides long. RefSeq lists its product as uncharacterized. The record is from RefSeq and is a predicted model, not a curated record. The transcript has 7 exons. Bases 28 to 1335 code for a protein of 435 amino acids. NCBI's taxonomy places the organism in Eukaryota, Metazoa, Arthropoda, Insecta, Ephemeroptera, Baetidae.
CAGGUAAAGCUUUUUAUACCAAUCACCAUGACGAGACUCGCUGUCUUCCUCCCGUUGGUAUUGGCGGCCACCUUCGUCGCAGGUCAGGACCGCGUCCUGCCUCGUCUGCUCGACAAGUUCCCCAUCAGUCACCCUGCGUUCGUCCAGAUCUUUGAAACCGAGCAAACGGACGUUGAUCCUCUGGACAAGUUAACCCUCUACAUCUCGAACUUUGACGCUCUUGCCUUAUUCCAGAAUGAUGACAUCUACUACAAACGCUCUCCAGGCAGACAACUCAACGACGUGGCCAACUGGGCACCCACCCUUAUUGACCAAGAAAACCUCUGGCCUAACGACGUAAAUUUAAUGCCAAGCUCUGUUCUUGGUCGUGAGGGUAUCAUCUGGACUUCAGGUUUCAUUCCUCCUGGCAAGCAAAACGGAAAACUCAACAUUUACUUCACCGACGUCGAACCCUUCGAAGGACCCAUCAACAUCGCUUCCGCUGAUACCGAGGCAUUGUCUUACCACCGCGUCAUUUGGUACGACGUCGACCACGACGGCCUCCUCGACGCCAUAACCGCCAGGUUCCACUUGCGCAACGUCGGUGCCCCAAUUCUGGAACUGUUGUGGCUCAAAAACCCUGGCACUGCCAGCGCAGGUUGGGCCGAAAAAAUCAUAUUUGAAGAUGGCCCUGAUGUGCACUUCCGUCUCGCAACUCUUCAGGCCAACGGCGCCGACUUUUUGGUGCUGAUCAGCGCCAAUUUCUUCACCGAGAGACUCGCCAUCUACUAUGCGGCUGACGGCAGUGACAGUUUCCUCAGUGACCCUUCCACUCUGAUCGAGAGAGUGAUUGAUGGCGUGAACAUCGGCCAAGGUUUCGAUCUGGAGGUCGGCGACGUGAACUUGGAUGGCAGACUGGACGUCACUAUUUGCGGCUACAACCACUCUUUUGGAGGAAACGUUCAUGUCUUCCCCGUUCCCGACGACUUCAGGACCGACGAGUGGCAGAGAAUCACCAUCGCCGAAGGCUUCGUGCCCAAUAAUAUCAUCGGAGGCCAGUCAAUGUCUCCUGGCGCUCCGCACGCCUUCUACAAGGGGGUGCAGCACCAGCAGUCCGGUGACAAGCCUUACAUCUUUGUCUCCGGUGAUGAUGACGGCAAGCACUACAUCCUGGAACCCAACAGCCAGGACCCGAACGAUUGGUCUUACACUAAGCACCUGCUCAUUGACACUGGUGCUACCACUACUGGCAAAUACGCCAUUGCCGACCUUGACAAUGACGGCUACAACGAGAUCGUUGCCGCUGCCUUCACAGCUCAAGAGGUUUACGUCUUCACCUACGCUGAGUUCCCUUAAAUUUCAACUUAUUAAAGUUUUAAAGCAAAGCUCUUUAUUAUUGUUGUACCUUCUCAAGGUGUAUCAAAAUAAAAAGUUAAUU